AUGCCUCUCUCUGCUUCAACUGCUGCACGUCGUGUCCACGUCUUGGCAGAGCAUGUCCAGCCAGCUGUCAUUGACGGGAUCAAGGAAGCCAAAUACAUUUCACUGGCUAUUGAUGAGUCCACUGACAACACGGAUAUUUCACAGUUGUGCGUUUUUGUCAGAUACUUUGAUGGCAAAGAUUUCCGUGAGGAGCUGCUGGCAUUGCUUCCGCUGGAGGACAACACCACUGCUGACAUCAUCUUUGGAAAACUGGAGGAUUUUUUUAAAAGCCAUGGAUUGUCCCUGGAUAAAAUCAACCUGACAGUGACAGAUGGUGCACCUGCCAUGAUUGGCAAAAACAAGGGUCUGGUGAGCAGAAUAAAGACUGUCGCUCCUAAAACUAACGCACUUCACUGUAUUAUCCAUCAAAGCGUGCUGUGUGCAAAGCUAAGCGGGGAGCUCAAAGAGGUGAUGGAGAAAACAAUGAAAAUUAUUAACCACAUCAGAGGAAAUUCAAGCACGCAGCAAAUUUGUGCUGGAAUCCCAGGCUUCUCAUGAUGACCUGUUACUCCACAAUGACGUGUGCUGGCUCAGUAAGGGCAAAGCACUGCAGCGCUUCGUUGAACUCCGUGCCCAAGUAGUGGAUUUUUUGAAACAAAGUAAAUCAAAAGCGGCAGCUGACCAUCUCCGCAUCAUGCAAGACAGAGAAUACAUGUGCAACGUUGCGUUUUUAACAGACAUUUUCUCCCAUUUGAAUACACUUAAUCUCCAGCUGCAAGGAAAAGAAAAAUCAGUGGUGGAUUUGGUGGAAAAACUUGAUGCCUUUGGGAACAAACUUGAUCUGUUCCAUGCAGAUUUGUUGUCAGAGAGGCUGCUGCACUUCAACACACUGAAGAUGGUGGGAGAAAGCAACGUAACUCUCCAUGGUGCUGAAAGCCUGAGCACAUUCUGUUCUAUUGGGAUAAUAUGAGUCCUUUCAGAUAAGCUGGAGUUUGGUCAUUGAGCUCUUUGUAUGUGAGGAGAAGGAUUUUAGAUGCUGUUCUGGAUGUUACGCUGAAGAAAAGCUAAUAUAGGAUAAAUAUAGUUUCAUGCUACCUCUUACAUCAGUACUAUAGCUGUAGCAUUUCAAAUCUACUGAAAGUUGCCCAGACAUGAAGUAAUAAAUGUGGUUUCAUGGUUCAUGUGCUUUGGCGUAUGAUAAUUUUCACUAGAAGUCUGAUACUUUUCCCCGUCCUAAUUAUUAUUCUCAGUAAAACACCCAAAGUCAGCAACAGCAAUUUUUAAAAUCACUGAAUACAAGAAGCUCAACAUUAACUUUUCACACCAGCUGAGACAGU
Amphiprion ocellaris (clown anemonefish) is the source of this 1316-nucleotide messenger RNA. RefSeq names its product zinc finger BED domain-containing protein 5-like. The record is from RefSeq and is a predicted model, not a curated record. The transcript has a single exon. NCBI's taxonomy places the organism in Eukaryota, Metazoa, Chordata, Actinopteri, Pomacentridae. Bases 1 to 537 code for a protein of 178 amino acids.